Molecule: messenger RNA, 1072 nt
Organism: Microdochium trichocladiopsis
Lineage: Eukaryota; Fungi; Ascomycota; Sordariomycetes; Xylariales; Microdochiaceae
Product: kinase-like domain-containing protein
Exons: 2
Coding region: 17-928 (303 amino acids)
Source: RefSeq, a predicted model, not a curated record
GGCAAAUUGGCCACCAAUGGAGCCGUCCACGAAGCUUCCAUACUUCUGCAGCGCCGUUGCGCUUCCAGCACCUCUACCUACCACCCGCGAGAUCGAAUCCUCCACCAAAGACCUACCCUCUAUAUACGCGCCAGAUACUAGGCGGAACGUGCUUGUCGGCAACGACUUUGUGGUCAAAUACGGCCAGUUCGUGCAAGAGAACGAAGGUCAUGCGCUCCUCCUACUGGAGAAGCACGCAGUCGACUGGGUUCCCCGCCUCUAUGCCAUGUAUCGCGAGAACGAGAAGCUCUACCUUGUGCUGGAGCGCAAGCCAGGACGUCAGCUCGCUGAGGUGUGGGACGAACUGGAUCAGAACGAAAUCUCUUCUGUGGUGUCUCAGCUUCACAAAAUGUUCGCUCAACUGCGAGGUCUUCCGCCGCCGUCGACGGGCCCUCGAUACGCCAAUGCCAGUGGUGGACCACUCCGCCACCGAUUCUUCAUGUGGGGCCAGCCAGAUCCCGAGGUCAAUGGUCCCUUCGAUAAUGACGAGCAAGUGGUCAAGGCGCUGGCUCGACGCUCUUUGAAAGCAUGGGAGGAUGCGUCUUGUCGCGGCUGGUUCGCCGAGUACCUCGCCCGCCAUUUGCCGCAACUGCUCCCCGGCACCGACAUCCCGAGCGUUUUCACCCACGCGGAUUUCCAGCGCAAGAACAUCAUGGUCACCAAACUACCUGACAGUGUCGAGCAGCUAAGCGGCAGAAGCAGAUACAAUAUCACUGCUGUCCUUGACUGGGAGGACGCUGGCUGGUACCCGAGCUAUUGGGAGUAUGCUUGCUGCUUUGCAGACUUCCAAUGGAUUGAUAAUUGGCCGGCACAGGUCGAGCACAUCCUUGAACCUUGCCCGCGUGAGGCCGCAGCCCUGAUGCUAAUCAAGCAGAAUGUAGACUUUUAAGACACUCUUCUGGUGCACUGGAGUUUAAGUGGCGAAAUGAUGCAUUAGAGCAAACGAAUGACUGAUCUAGGGUUUAGAAGGUACUUGCGAUGCUAUCAUGGUCGAGCUAGCGUGAAAUUGGUGGCUACAAGAUAACUUACACGG